GGGAGAUGGGCUGCACCAGACCAGUCCUGGACAAAGAUGGCCCAGCUCACUUUGCUGACCGGUCUGGUCCUCCUGCUGAACGCCCAGAUAGGCACUGCCUACGUGCUGACAUGUUACUUCACCAACUGGGCCCAGUACAGGCCUGGCCUGGGAAAGUACAUGCCUGAAAACAUCGACCCCUUCCUGUGCAACCACCUGAUCUACGCCUUUGCUAACAUGAACAACAACGAGAUCACAACUUACGAAUGGAACGACGAGACCCUCUACAAAUCCUUCAAUGGCCUGAAGAACCAGAACAGAAAUCUGAAGACCCUUCUGGCAAUUGGAGGAUGGAAUUUUGGGACAGCCAAGUUCUCCACAAUGGUUUCCACUCCUCAGAACCGCCAGACCUUCAUCAAUUCUGUUAUCAGAUUCCUGCGCAAGCAUAACUUUGAUGGUCUGGACCUUGACUGGGAAUACCCUGGGUCCAGGGGCAGCCCAGCCCAGGACAAGACACUCUUCACUGUCCUGGUUAAGGAAAUGGUGGCAGCCUUUGAGCAGGAAGCCAGACAGUCCAACAGGCCCCGGCUCAUGGUCACCGCUGCUGUUGCUGCAGGACUUUCCACCAUUCAGGCUGGCUACGAGAUUGCUGAGCUUGGAAAGUACUUGGACUACAUCCAUGUGAUGACUUACGACUUCCAUAGCGCCGGGGAAGGACGCACUGGGGAGAACAGCCCUCUGCACAGUGCUGCUAACCCCCAACUCAGUGUUGAAUAUGCUAUGAAAUAUUGGAGGGACAAUGGUGCUCCAGCUAAGAAGCUCCUUGUUGGAUUCCCAACCUAUGGACGUACCUUCAACCUCCAAAAUCCAUCCAACACUGCUGUGGGGGCACCAGCAACAGGACCUGGGCCAGCUGGAACUUACACACAGGAGGCUGGAUUGUUGGCUUACUAUGAGAUCUGCUCAUUCCUGAACUCUGGAGCCACCCAGGCUUGGGAUGCCCCCGAGGAUGUCCCCUAUGCCUACAAGGGCAGCGAAUGGGUUGGCUAUGACAACGUCAAGAGCUUCAACCUCAAGGUUGACUGGCUGAAGAAGAACAACUUUGGAGGUGCCAUGGUUUGGACCCUUGAUUUGGAUGACUUCACUGGCACUUUCUGCAAUCAGGGCAAAUAUCCCCUGAUCAGCACCCUGAAGAAGGGUCUUGGCCAGUGAAGCAGGGGCUGAAAGAUCUAUUAACAGUCCAGGCCAUGACAGUCUUGUUCACAAUACCAGCUGCUCCUGAUACAACUUGCCAAGAAGACACCAAUCCUAGUUCAGCAAACACAUUACUCUGAUCCUCUUGCCUGGAAUAAUAAUGAUUAAAUAAAGUGUUCCACAAAAGCAACAA
This is a messenger RNA of Apus apus (common swift), 1366 nucleotides long. RefSeq names its product acidic mammalian chitinase-like. Gene Ontology annotation, cellular component: extracellular region. The transcript is spliced from 11 exons. The coding region runs from base 37 to 1191 and encodes 384 amino acids. The record is from RefSeq and is a predicted model, not a curated record. Lineage: Eukaryota; Metazoa; Chordata; Aves; Apodiformes; Apodidae. Gene Ontology annotation, biological process: carbohydrate metabolic process; chitin catabolic process. Gene Ontology annotation, molecular function: chitin binding; chitinase activity.